Daktulosphaira vitifoliae (grape phylloxera) is the source of this 1325-nucleotide messenger RNA. It is a transcript of the gene mtTFB2, whose product is annotated as dimethyladenosine transferase 2, mitochondrial. The transcript has 7 exons. Lineage: Eukaryota; Metazoa; Arthropoda; Insecta; Hemiptera; Phylloxeridae. Gene Ontology annotation, molecular function: mitochondrial transcription factor activity; rRNA (adenine-N6,N6-)-dimethyltransferase activity. Gene Ontology annotation, biological process: rRNA methylation; transcription initiation at mitochondrial promoter. The record is from RefSeq and is a predicted model, not a curated record. Gene Ontology annotation, cellular component: mitochondrial matrix. Bases 1 to 1260 code for a protein of 419 amino acids.
AUGACCAUAAUAAAGAAUAGAGUGUGGUUAUUGAAGAACUCUAUUGUGAAAUGGGUUGGUCAAAAACGAUUUCGUAGGUUAUACUCGUCUGUAGAAAUUGAUGAGUCAAAAUAUAACAUAUCAUUAUACAAAAAACGCAAGUAUCCAGAAACUAUGUUUGUACAUAAUCAAGAUGUAGCCAGAGAUGCGGCUAAAGUAAUAUGCUCACAUCUGGAUAAGCAGCCUGAUAAACAAAAAACACUUACAUUAAUAGAGGCUAAUCCUGGUCCUUGUUUACUAACUAAUUACAUAAUGAAAGAUACAAAUUAUAAUAUGAUUCUGUAUGAAAAUGAUUGUGAAAUAUUCAGAGAAUUUUUAACAGACUUAAAACACAAGUACCAUAGCAGAAUUCAUUUAAGUCAAGGAAAUUUACUUUUACUUUGGAAAAUUGGAUUUCAAGAUCGAAUGGAUCAGGGAGAUAGGGUUUCAAAAUUCUUAUCUAGUAUUUUACCACAUUCAAAGCCAUGGAAUUAUAAAGAUCCAUCAGUUAGAAUUAUUGCCGGAUUGCCAAAUAGGAAAUUUCUUAAUUAUAUGGUUUAUAGUUUUACAUUUCAAACUGGCUUAAUGACCUACGGCAGACCCGAAUUUUAUUUUUUUUUACCACCAUCAUUAUUUACGAGAUAUUCUAGUGAACCACUAACAGGUGCCAAAUACUACAAGACUCAAACUAUUUUGUUUCAAACUUUUUUUGAAAUUGAAUUUUUAAAAAAUUACCCAAGAAGUGCUUUUUUACCACCAAAAUCAAUUAGAUCAACAAAUAAAAAAAUACGUUUUAAAGAAUUAAAAGAAGCAGAUGAAAAAUCAAUUUCUCUAAUUCGAGUGGUAGGACGCAGAGAUAUUUUUGAUGAAAAAGGUUUAACUCAAGAUUUAUUGAAGCCUUACUGGUAUUUUGUCAAGCAUCAUACUUUGAGUCGUAAAAACUUUGUGAUACCCCUGUUAGAACAGUGGAUACCUGGAUGUGGACCUCAUUUUUUUGCUCUUGGACAUACAAUAUUCACCCAGUUUGGUGAUCUAACACCUGAUCAAUUCUUAAAAGUGUUUUUAACUUUUACUCGCUUGCCACAAUUUAGAGAAUCACCCUUUUUAAGUUCAAUGGAAAUGAGAAUUUCAAAAAUUGAUCCAUAUUAUUCAUCAAAUGUUAUUAAUAGUUCAAAUAGUUUUCCAGAAGAUAAAACAGCAUCUGAGGAAUUAGAAGACAUAAUUGAGAAAGAUGAGGAUUAAUUACUGUAUUUGAUAUUAAAAAAUUUAUAGUUUAAUUGUUAAAUAAAAUGAUUAUUUGGUAUGUA